AUGCUGAGUGUACCAGAAGGCCUCCUCAUUUUUGUAGCAGUUAGUGAGUCAAUAUUGGGGGUUUUAGGGAAUGGAUUUAUUGGACUUGCAUACUGCAUUGAAUGUGUGAAGAACAAGAAGUUUUCUACUAUCAGCUUUAUUCUCAUGGGCUUAGCUACUUCCAGAAUUUGCCUGAUAGGGUUAAUAGCUACCGAUGGAUUUGUGAAGAUUUUUUCUCCAGAAAUGUAUUCCUCUGGUUACCUAAUUGACUGUGUUACUUACUCAUGGGUAAUUCUGAAUUCAUCAAGUGUCUUUUUUGCCACCAGCCUCAGCAUCUUCUAUUUCCUGAAGAUAGCCAAUUUUUCCCACCACAUUUUUCUCUGGUUGAGGAGUGACAUCAAAAGAGUUCUUCUCCUUCUGAUGGGAUGCUUGCUUAUUUCAUGGUUAGUUACUUUUCCCCUAACUGUGAAGAUAAUUAGUGAUACUAGAGCAAAGAAUAGAAGCAUAAUCUUUUCAGUUGAAGUGCAUAAAGGUGAAUUCUUUAGAAACCAGAUUUUGCUCAAUCUUGGAACACUUCUGGUCUUCAUUCUAUGCCUGAUCACAUGUAUCCUAUUGCUCAUUUCCCUUUGGAGGCACAACCAGAGGAUGCUAUUGAAUGCCACAGGAUUCAGAGACCCCAGCACAGAAGCACAUAUCAAAGCAAUGAAAGUUUUGAUAUCUUUUAUCAUCCUUUUUAUCUUGUAUUUUAUAGGCAUUAUCAUAGAAAUAUCAUGCACUACUAUGUCAGAAAGCAAGCUGUUGUUUAUUUUUGGUCUGACCCUCACAGCCCUCUAUCCCUGGGGACACUCAUUUAUCCUAAUUCUAGGAAACAACAAGCUAAAGCAAGUUUUUUUGAGGGUACUGAAGCAAUUAAAUUGCUGGAAGAAAGAGAAGCUCCUCAGAACUCCUUGA
Dama dama (fallow deer) is the source of this 930-nucleotide messenger RNA. RefSeq names its product taste receptor type 2 member 10-like. The coding region runs from base 1 to 930 and encodes 309 amino acids. Gene Ontology annotation, biological process: G protein-coupled receptor signaling pathway; detection of chemical stimulus involved in sensory perception of bitter taste; sensory perception of taste. The record is from RefSeq and is a predicted model, not a curated record. NCBI's taxonomy places the organism in Eukaryota, Metazoa, Chordata, Mammalia, Artiodactyla, Cervidae. Gene Ontology annotation, cellular component: membrane. The transcript has a single exon. Gene Ontology annotation, molecular function: G protein-coupled receptor activity.